CGACGGACUCGAGUCUUGGUCCGCCGAUCAGUUGUGUCUUGUGCGUUGUGCGGUGAAGUUGCGCCUUCGUUCUAAAACCCAGCAAAGAUACUCGGACUGUGCGGUGCAUCCUCCUCCAGGUUCAGAUCCAAAAUCAGAUUGAGAGCUCCGUUUCCAGAGUCAGCCGCAUUCAGUGAUUUGCCUUUGCCUUCUGACCCACAAAUCCCGAUCCGAAAAUGAGAGAAAUCGUCCAUCUGCAGGCCGGCCAGUGCGGCAACCAAAUUGGCGCUAAGUUCUGGGAGAUCAUCUCCGAGGAGCACGGCAUCGACAGCAAUGGCAUCUACGUGGGCGACAGCGACCUGCAGCUGGAGCGAGUCAGUGUCUACUACAACGAGGCAUCUGCAGUCACGCGAUCCUCGGGUGGCAAGUACGUGCCGAGGGCCAUCCUGCUCGACCUGGAGCCCGGCACCAUGGAGUCGGUGCGGUCGGGGCCCUACGGCCAGCUCUUCCGGCCGGACAACUUCGUCUUCGGCCAGUCGGGAGCGGGCAACAACUGGGCCAAGGGCCACUACACCGAGGGCGCCGAGCUGGUGGACAAUGUCCUCGACGUGGUGCGCAAGGAGUGCGAGAACUGCGACUGCCUGCAGGGCUUCCAACUGACGCACUCGCUGGGCGGCGGAACCGGAUCCGGCAUGGGCACCCUGCUGAUCUCGAAGAUCCGCGAGGAGUACCCGGACCGCAUAAUGAACACCUACUCGGUGGUGCCCUCGCCCAAGGUGUCCGACACGGUGGUGGAGCCCUACAACGCCACGCUCUCGAUCCACCAGCUGGUGGAGAAUACGGACGAGACGUACUGCAUCGACAACGAGGCCCUCUACGACAUCUGCUUCCGCACCCUGAAGGUCUCGAACCCGAGCUACGGCGACCUCAACCACUUGGUCUCGCUGACCAUGUCCGGGGUGACCACCUGCCUGCGCUUCCCCGGCCAGCUGAACGCCGAUCUGCGCAAGCUGGCUGUGAACAUGGUUCCAUUCCCGCGCCUGCACUUCUUCAUGCCCGGCUUCGCCCCGCUCACCUCGCGCGGAUCGCAGCAGUACCGGGCCCUGACCGUGCCGGAGCUGACCCAGCAGAUGUUCGACGCGAAGAACAUGAUGGCCGCCUGCGAUCCGCGCCACGGCCGCUACCUGACCGUCGCCGCCGUCUUCCGGGGCCGCAUGUCCAUGAAGGAGGUGGACGAGCAGAUGCUGGCGGUGCAGAACAAGAACAGCUCGUACUUCGUCGAGUGGAUCCCGAACAACGUGAAGACCGCCGUGUGCGACAUCCCGCCGAAGGGGCUGAAGAUGUCCUCGACGUUCAUCGGCAACACCACGGCCAUCCAGGAGCUGUUCAAGCGCAUCUCCGAGCAGUUCUCGGCCAUGUUCCGGCGCAAGGCCUUCCUGCACUGGUACACCGGCGAGGGCAUGGACGAGAUGGAGUUCACCGAGGCGGAGAGCAACAUGAACGACCUGGUCUCCGAGUACCAGCAGUACCAGGAGGCCACCGCCGACGACGAGUUCGAUCCGGACGUCAAUCAUGAGGAGGUCGAGGGCGAUUGUAUUUAAUGGUGUGGCCAGAGGAAUGAGGGGCGUGCGUGACGGGGGCGAGGUGCUGUUUCUGCGCGGCAUGCGCCACCAGCUGGCGGCCAAGCACUGCAGCAUCCUCUGACCCCACUGGGACACACACACACACACACACCACUACUGCAGCACACACACACACACGGACAGGACGCAACAGGACUCCCAGACAGACAAACAAUCAAACAGACAGACAGAUAGACAGACAGACAGGAAGGUCAAGCGCAGUUAGAACAUCAAACGGAAAUGUUCCAAGAGCUCAAGCUUCCCCUGUUCCCUGCCCAUCGCCACCCAUCCAUCAUCAUCUCAGCUCAUCUCAUCUCAUCUCACGACUCAUCGCACAUCCUCAUCUUUUUGUCCAUUUUCGGCACUUGUCACCUCCUCUACGCUAUUUACACUUUACACGGAGGCACGUCCAUCGCAUUUCUCGCAGCCAUUCUCUUCAUUCACUUCACCACCUUCCACUCCCUCACCCUUCUCUCUAAUCUUAACCCCGCUUAAUCUGACAUCAUUUGAUACAACUAUUUAUAUCGCAACGUCGGCAAGAGGGAACCACAGUAUCUAGUAUUCCGAGGGAAUCGAAUUUAUGCAGAAAUCUCGAUAAACGUCCAAUGUCCAGGAGUUGGCACUCAAGCACCCAAGACUGACGAACAGACGACAGUUUGGCAAUACCAUGCGUUUAGAGCUAUAUACGAUACGAUACGAGCUUAUCCAAAGAUAAUCGAUUGACCACUCUCAAAAGAGAUCCUCCAGCAAAGGCAAUUCUAAAAGCAUCCGCAAUUGUAUUUACAUAAUCUUAGGGCACAAUCUAUUAAUUUUGUAUUCGUGUGCAGUACUUUCUCUUGUAGUCUUAUAUGAAUAAAACAUUUGUACCCAAAUAAACGACUAAUAAUGGCAAACAUUUUGACAAAUAACAAAUGGAAUUUAUUUAAAAUUAAAAA
Messenger RNA from Drosophila ficusphila, 2536 nucleotides. RefSeq names its product tubulin beta-3 chain (gene betaTub60D). The transcript is spliced from 4 exons. The record is from RefSeq and is a predicted model, not a curated record. Gene Ontology annotation, biological process: mitotic cell cycle; microtubule cytoskeleton organization. NCBI's taxonomy places the organism in Eukaryota, Metazoa, Arthropoda, Insecta, Diptera, Drosophilidae. Bases 216 to 1580 code for a protein of 454 amino acids. Gene Ontology annotation, cellular component: cytoplasm; microtubule. Gene Ontology annotation, molecular function: GTPase activity; structural constituent of cytoskeleton; GTP binding.